This is a messenger RNA of Cuscuta epithymum, 2045 nucleotides long. The record is from the annotation of a GenBank genome assembly. Lineage: Eukaryota; Viridiplantae; Streptophyta; Magnoliopsida; Solanales; Convolvulaceae.
GAGAUUUAUACAGUAAUAAAUAUUAUAGGGUCCAGAGUGGGCGAUGCCGCCGGCGUGAUGGCAGGGAAGGCUGUAAGACCCAAAUCUAGUAUACGAUUUGGAUCUCUCAUUUUUCAAUACCCACCUCAGCAGGUCUUCAAAGGGAACGAUGGCCAGAUUGAGCUAAUAUCUACCAUGGAAGAUGCUAUAUCUAAGUCGGUCAGACAGGAUCUGCCCAUCCGACAGUGGCGAGGCUACAACAACGGUGAACACAGGCCACGCCAGCGAGUGUCCAGACGGAGAGGCCUCGAGAAUGGAGGUGCUAACCCAUCUGGCUGGAGAUUGGCGGCGCCACUCAGAUCGAACGGUGAACGACGCCUUGAAGAGCACCGCACAUGGCGGUUGGCAGAUCGGGAAUGUCACACCUCAAAUAGACAGAAUAGGAACGAGGGACUUUGGCGAGGUUACACUGCAUAUGACAACCGCUGGAGAAGCUAUGGACGUCCAAAAUCCGGGCGAGUUAUGGCAGAUAAUUCUUAUGGCAGAUUUGAGCGGUUUUCUUCUGCAGGUCGACGAAGAUGGCUCUCACGCAGGUCUGUUUAUGAAGGAGCGGGUCUAUCUGGAUUGCACGGCACAGGUAAAAAAGCUCUGAUGAAAGAUGGAAGAGGUGUCCUACUCUAUCAGCAAGGCAUUUGGGAAUUACUGAGGAAGGGAAUCUGACCAAUUUGGACGCUCAACAUCUAUACCAGGGAUCUCUUAUAAUUGAGAGUAAACACUUUUCUUUCAACACAUCAGAUUCCUCCAUUUUUAUUAAAGAAAGUAAACAUGGUUUAUUUUCUACUAUCGAAUUGGAUCUGGACAGUGCAACUUGGUUGAGCAUAUUUCUGACUAAACUUCUGCCCGGUAAAUCUGAAUCCAAAAUUUCUCUUAACAGACAUAUUACUAUCACUUUUGAUAGUAAUCAUUUUGGGGGAUUCGUUAGGAUAUUUUCGGGAGAUGUUUCUUUGUUUAUACCGGAGGGUAAAAAUGGAGUUGGUAUUACUAGAUCUUACACAGGCGAUUACCAAACUCAGGAAAUUAGCUGCUAAACAGGUCCAAUUUACCACAGCGAAACAAUCACUCCUGGAGGUUGCACAGUCUUAUCGUGAGGAUUUAUCAAGUAAAAAAUCUUACUAUGAAGGGGACUUUACCACCUUAGACAUGGACAAAUCUUAUUAUCAUGAAUCAUCUAUCUCGGGAACUCUGUUACAAGUUGAUAUUAAUCAUACCACAUCCUAUGAGAAACCUCUGGCUUUGAAUACCAUGGAGGUUUAUAGCUCCGAGCUCGUACCAGGAGUUGAAUCUUCCUUAGCACACAUCAAAGAAUUUUUUCAGAUCACUAUGUCUCAAGGGGUAGACUCACUUUCUCAAUUUUUAAUCAAAGAAUUCGAAAGAAUUGUUGCUUCUUUUGAUAACCGAGACAAUCUGAAUAACAAACCUGCUAAUGAAGAAAAAGCUACCUACUGUGCACACCCAGAUGUCAGGGUUUCGAGGGACAUUUUCUCAGGUAACCAGUACACAGAUGCUUUUGAUUGUGAAGGUUUUUUGGGCGAGCAGUUUUGUACACACUCAGAAGAUGAUUUUUUUGGUCAUGCUUCAGAAAGUGAGAAGAGAACUCCUAUUUCAUCAACGGAGGAUCUAUGGGAUUCUGAUACAAAUGAGAAUAUAUGUAAUAAAGCUUUGUUGGUCACGAGAGAAAAUUGUCUACCUACAGAGAACUUGAAUACUCAAAUCAAGAUAUACAGAAAAAAGAAUCAGCGAUCGCAUCUUAUGAGGACUAGGUCUCAAACACGAAUGGAGUUUUGAUUUCAUGAAGAAGUAUUGGGGUUAUCUAAGCAGGGACCUUAUAUUGUACUUUGGGUUGGGCUAGUUUUUCUAACUUUCUUUCCUUUUCUUUCUUCUUUGUUCUUUGUUUGUUGUUUUUCUUUCUUUUUUCCCUUCUUGUAAUUUCUGAUUUCAUCAUUAAUAAAGCUCUCUAAUAAUAAUUUAAAUAUAUAUAUAUAUAUAUAUACAGUAAAACAGAAAAG